AUGAGCUUAAUAGAGAAGUUCUUCAGCAAAAUAGGUAAAUCUCCACCAGCCCGACAUUCAAGAGGAAUUGAUGUAGAGGAGGAAGAAGAAGCAGAUACAGAUGCGAGAAACAUGAUUCCUGCAAACACCACAAAACUUGACACUCCAGCACCAGCAGCAACGGCCACGACAACAAAACCAAUGAACAACGUCAAAACAGCAGCCGCUACAACAGCUGCAAAUUACCAAGAUUCGCCACUCUCGCCGAUGCCGAAAAUCAAUUUCUUCGCGGAUGGAACAAACAGCAACGACUUCUUCUACGACGACGAAUUCUCCAUCCAGUUUGACGCCAACCUCACAAGAAGCGGCAACAGGCAGUCGGAAGAAUUCAACCGGAAUAAGAACGAAAUUUUAAACUUUCGGAGUUUGAAAAUGCCAAAGAGAAUGACGUCAUCAAAGUCGGACGAUUGCCUAUCGAGACAUCACGACUGCGAUGGCGACCAAGUUGCAGAUACCAACAACGACGAAGAUCACGAGUACGACAACUCUGAUACCGACAACGAACUCAUUAGCGAGAUGGAGAGUUCAUCCGACAGCUCAACUUUUCUCAACCGACCUCUCUUCUCCUCUCACAGCGAAUGCCCGGAUGAGUUUACGAUCGAUGAGAUGAAUGGCGCCGGAAAUAAUGACGACGACGAUGACGCCAUAAUCGAAGGUGACGUCAACAGCAGAAAAAGACAUCAAUGUGAUAGAGAUGACGCCGUCGUUCCUUCCGUCGUUAAACGACCUCCAUCCAGCUACAUCAAACGAAAUUACAAGAUCUCCUUUGAUAGGGGCUCACCAAAAAUUUGGUCGAGUGGCGACGAGAGCGGGCCCUGUUGGAACCACUACAACGUCAUCAACGACGUCCACUACAACAACAACAACAACAACAACAACAACUCAAAUAGCAAAUACUCCAUUAACCGGAAUAACGGCAACAACAACGCAAACAAACCUUCACCUGAAACAAGGAGUCAUAGGAGAAAAAUAAAAACAAACCUCCACCACCACCACAACAACAACAACAACAACAACAGCAAAAAUGCUAACAUUUACAAUAGCAACAACAACAACAACAACAACAAUAAAAAUGGCAUCGAAUGCAGAGAUGCUGAAACUAAACAAGUAACAUGGAGUUCCAUCAGAAAUCCACAACAACAACAGCAGCAGCAGGUAAAAAGUUCUAGUUACAGAACAACGUGGAAGACUAUACAGAAGUCAAACAGCGUUAAAAAUUUAUCUACUACAGAAAUAAAUUUUGCGACAUCAACAACUCCAUCAAAAACCUCUGAAAAAAUUGUCGUUGCUACAACGCCGGAACCACCACCACCAACAACAACAACAACGUCAAGAAAGACGAACGCAACAACGUCUGAUGAUGAUAAAGGUGUUGAUGGUUAUAGAAACAAGCAGGACAACCGACAGGAACCUGACAUAGAUAAUCUCAAACGAACGACUUCUAAAGUUGAACUAUUUAAAAUAUUUCAGGAUAAGAAGCUGAAAGAAACAGAAUGCGAACACGCGCAAAAAAUGGUUGAUAAUGUUUUCGACAACGACACAGUGUACUGCAGCGACAACAACGUAUUCAACUAUCUGAACAACAACAACAACAUUCAAAAUAACUUUCAUUCUCAAACGACACCCAAAAAGAUGAACGUUCAGAGCAGAAAGCACAACAAGCGUUCGAACUCGACAGAAUGUAACUGCAUACAUUACCAUGAUGAUGACGGUGAUGACCAACUAAACAACAACAACAGCAACAGUAAUAACAGAUCAACACUGACCAGUGCAUCCACUGAUUCCAGCGUCCAGACCUCACUUCUCUUCAACAUCCCCAAACAAACCUGCAACAAAUCGCUGCAAACAUCGCUGACAAGCAGUAGCGACACAACAACUCCACACACAGCAACCACCACCGCCACCACAACAACGACAAUGUCCACAAUCGCAACAACAUCGCCACAACUGACAUCUACAACGACGCCAUCUUCAUUGAAAACUGCAACAACGAAUGCAUACAAGUCAGAUCCGCCCAGCAAAGACAUCGUAACUUCUAGCUCAUACUUAUUCUCAAAACCUCUUCCAGAUCUGAGUUUCCUCAACAACAAGCAGCCAGUGAAGUUUUCUGAAGGUGUUAACAGCAAAUCGUUGAAGAUAGCAAAAGAAUCAUCAGCUGCUCAAAUGAAGAAAUCCAACAACAACAACAGCAGCAGCAGCAACAACAACAGUUGCAGUCCAAAGCACGGUAAGUGCAGUCCCCACAAAUCCCCGCAAAUCAGUAGAAACAACAAUCCUGAAAACAAUCCUGAAAAUAAUAAAAUCAACGACAUCCAUGACAUUAUAUCAUCAUCAACAACGACAGCCACAACUACAAAAACGACAACCACAACGACGACUAAAACAACAAAAAGUUAUGAAUGUUAUUCAUUCAAUAGUUCGACGUCGUCUGGGAUCGAAGCCGGGAACACUGACUCAUCAACGAGACAGUCCAGUUCAGGAAGCUCUAAGGAUGAAAGUUCAGCCUCUGAUUAUUACGCCGGUGGUACGGCGUAUGAUAAGACGGCAUCGGCUGCAGUUGCGGUGAACAGCGAUCAAAAAAAUAGCGUCGGUGUUGGCGAAAUUGUGGCUGUAAGUAGUUCAAAAAGUUUGUCGUUGAAUAAAGUUAACUCAAACCGAGGUACCAGUUUGCAAUCUCUGGAUACAUUCUCUUCCUCCUCUUCCUCUCCUUCCUCGUCACCACCGAAACCUCCACGACUUCUGAAGACAACAUCCAAGUUUUCGCUGACUGAUGGUGAGAAAGAUUUGAAGAGAUUUGACCCUGCGAACCCUGCGAACGCUGUAGCCCAGCAGACGUCCACAUCAACAUCAGUCACUCCACCAGCAACAACAUUCGCAAAGUUAUCCAGCAGCAAAAAAAAUCAAAGUUCAUCGUCAAAAAAUAACCUGCAAGCAAAAAAGUUGUCACUGAAAAUAGAAACCAACAACAGCAGCAGCAACAGCGCACCUAACAACAGUUCAGUAAACAACAGCAACAACAACAACAAAACAAACAAUACAAGAAAUACAUUGAGAAAUAACAUUAACACUCCAACCGCAACUACAACCUCUACCACAAAACCGGGCAAAUCAAUUUUAGUCAAAAAUCGAAGUACAGACGGCAGACGAUCGUGGUCAACAAAUUUCAACAGCGCCAAACAGCAGCAACAGCAGCAGCAACAACAACAACAGCCACUCAUUAAGAAAAGACCAUUGUCCGUGCCGGAUGGUAGCUUGCUAGAACUUGCGGUCACAGAUCUACAAAAACACCAACAACCUCAGCAAAAUCAUCAACAACAACAACAACAACAAACUCAACAACAACAGCAAGAACAACUUGCCGACUCUCAUCUGCAAGGCCUCAAACCAAACGAAAAUUGCAAAAUGAACGACGGUGAUGACGACGACGACGAUGUGGUGAGUGACAUGAUGAUGGUGAUCACAUCGACGACAACGGAACAGGAUUGCGACAGAUUCAGAGCAAAGAAGAGUGUCAGCUUCUCAGAAAAAAUCUCCUACCAUCACCCAACUCCCACUCCUUCCUCGCCUAGUCCCAACGAAUCACCCAAAUCUCCGCUCACCAUUUCACCCGCUAACACCCUUCUGUCGCCAUCAUCAUCAUCAUCACCACUAAAUCAUCAGGUAUCAUCAUCAUCACUGGAAAAUUCAUCAUCAGCAGCAGCAGGAGUGGCAGCGGCAGUAGCAACAGCCGAAUCGCCUGAAAUCGUUAUUGAAGAUUUAGAGUCAGGUGGGUUUUUUAUAAGAUUAGAUUAUCACAGCUAG
Messenger RNA from Helobdella robusta, 3840 nucleotides. RefSeq lists its product as hypothetical. Bases 1 to 3840 code for a protein of 1279 amino acids. The transcript is spliced from 2 exons. The record is from RefSeq and is a predicted model, not a curated record. NCBI's taxonomy places the organism in Eukaryota, Metazoa, Annelida, Clitellata, Rhynchobdellida, Glossiphoniidae.